AUGGAUACGGGGCAGAGCGCGCAGGUCGCAGACAUGGGAGGAGAGCACUCCGCCGGAACGUGCGUGUUGGAGAGGGACCGGGAGAGGGGCGAGGUGUCCAGCCCCUGCCCGCCGGCCAAGCAGCGCUCCCUGCGGGUGGUGUACGUCCUGAACGACGGGCUGAAGUCGGUGAUGGCCAGCAGCCCGGAGUCCGGAGCGCUGCAGUGUCUGCAGAGAGCCUGCGACUCGGAGAGCGCGCUGCUCACCACCGUCACCUUUGGACGGCUGGACUUUGGAGAGACAUCAGUGCUGGACAGUUUCUACGAUGCAGACAUCGCAGUUGUGGACAUGAGCGAUGUGUUUCGUCAGCCCUCCUUGUUUUACCACCUGGGUGUGAGGGAGAGCUUCGACAUGGCCAACAACGUCAUCCUGUACCACGACACUGACCCUGACACUGCCCAGUCACUGAAGGACAUGGUGGCACAGAAAAACACAGCAUCCAGUGGUAACUACUACUUCAUCCCCUACAUAGUGACUCCUAACCAUGAGUACAUGUGCUGUGAGAGUGAUGCCCAGCGCAGGGCCAGUGAGUACAUGCAGCCCAGCUGGGACAACCUGCUGGGGCCGCUCUGUGUCCCCCUGUUCGACCGCUUCACCAGCCUGCUGAAGGACAUCCAUGUCACAUCCUGUGCUUCCUUUAAGGACACCCUGCUAAAUGACAUCAGGAAGGCCAGAGAGAAGUACCAGGGAGAGGAGCUGGCCAAGGAGCUUUCGCGCAUCAAACUCCGAAUUGACAACACGGAGGUCCUCACCCAGGACAUCGUCAUGAACCUGCUGUUUUCCUACAGAGACAUACAGGACUACGAUGCCAUGGUGAAGCUGGUGCAGACUUUGGAGAUGCUACCGACUUGUGAUCUGGCCACCCAGCCAAUGAUCCAGUUCCACUACGCCUUCGCCCUCAACAGGAGGAACAGUCCUGGUGACAGGGAACAGGCUCUCAGAGUGAUGCUGCAGGUGUUACAGUCAUGUGAACAUCCAGCACCGGACAUGUUCUGCCUCUGUGGACGGAUAUACAAGGACAUCUUCCUGGACUCAGACUGCAAAGACACCAAGAACAGGGACAAUGCUAUACAGUGGUACAGAAAGGGUUUUGAGCUGCAGCCGACUCUCUACUCUGGGAUCAACCUGGCUGUCCUUCUCAUAGUUGCUGGUCAACAGUUUGAGAGCUCCAUUGAACUGAGGAAAAUAGGUGUGAGGUUGAACAGUCUGCUGGGGCGCAAAGGCUCCCUGGAGAAAAUGAAUAAUUACUGGGACGUGGGCCAGUUCUUCACCGUUAGCAUGCUAGCUAACGACAUCCCCAAAGCUACUCAGGCUGCCGAGAAGCUCUUCAAACUCAAGCCGCCACUCUGGUAUUUGCGCUCCGUGGUGCAGAACCUGCAGCUCAUCCAGAGGUUUAAGAAACAGACGAUAGAACAUUCUCCUCAGCGGGACAGACUCAACUUCUGGAUGGACAUCAUCGUCGAGGCCACGCAGGGCACCACCAAUCGACUGCGCUUUCCAGUGUUGAUUCUGGAGCCAACGAAGAUUUACCAGCCUUCCUAUGUGUCCAUUAACAACGAGGCAGAAGAGAAGAAUGUCUCUAUCUGGCAUGUCUCUCCUGCAGAAACAAAAGGGAUCCAUGAGUGGAACUUCACUGCCAUGUCCAUCAAAGGCAUUAGCAUCAGUAAGUUUGAUGAGCGCUGCUGUUUCCUCUACGUCCAUGAUAACUCAGAUGACUUCCAGAUCUACUUCUCAACUGAGGAACAGUGCGGUCGAUUCUGCUCCAUGGUGAAAGAAAUGAUAUCUGAUGGUACAGGGAAUGCUGUCGAGCUGGAGGGGGAAGGAGACGGAGAUACACUGGAGUAUGAGUAUGACACCAAUGAGACAGGAGACAGGGUGGUGUUGGGGCGGGGCACCUAUGGAGUAGUGUACGCCGGGAGAGACCUCAGCAACCAGGUCCGAAUCGCCAUCAAAGAGAUCCCUGAGAGAGACAGCAGGUACUCCCAGCCUCUUCAUGAGGAAAUUGCCCUCCACAAGUACCUGAAACACAGGAACAUUGUUCAGUAUCUGGGCUCUGUUUCUGAGAAUGGAUACAUCAAGAUCUUCAUGGAACAAGUGCCUGGAGGAAGCCUGUCUGCGUUGCUGCGGUCUAAAUGGGGCCCGCUGAAGGAGGCAACAAUCAUCUUCUACACCAGACAGAUCCUGGAGGGGCUCCGAUACCUGCACGAGAACCAGAUCGUUCACCGAGAUAUCAAGGGUGAUAAUGUAUUGGUGAACACCUACAGUGGAGUCUUGAAGAUCUCAGACUUUGGUACCUCUAAGCGGUUGGCAGGUGUCAACCCCUGCACAGAGACAUUCACCGGUACCCUGCAAUACAUGGCUCCAGAAAUCAUUGAUAAGGGCCCUCGAGGGUACGGGGCCCCGGCUGACAUCUGGUCCCUGGGAUGCACCAUUAUAGAAAUGGCCACUGGGAAACCACCCUUUCAUGAGCUGGGAGAACCGCAGGCGGCCAUGUUUAAGGUCGGCAUGUUUAAGAUCCACCCAGAGAUCCCUGAGUCCUUGUCAUUGGAGGCCAAGUCGUUCAUCUUGCGCUGCUUUGAGCCGGACCCUCACAAGAGAGCCAUCACCUCAGAUCUCCUCAGAGACACUUUCGUCAGACACAACACCAAGGGCAAGAAGAGCAAGAUUGCCUUCAAACCAUCAGACUACAUCCACAAUGUUUCGUUGCCGGUGCAGUUGCAGUGCGAGGCUACCGGGAGCAGCAGCAGUGAACACGGUUCUGUGAGCCCAGACUGCGAUUCCAAACACGACGUUUUCUUCCAGAAGAAGAAAAGCUCUGGCUCUGAGAACCUGCUCAAACCUCCCAACUCCAACUACCUGAGUGUUCCAGAUGAGGGUUCGGUGUCGGAGGACCGCAGUGUCCCCCCCUCCCCUGACGACAGGGAUAGCGGUCUAUUCCUGCUGAAGAAGGACAGCGAGAGACGGGCCAUUCUGUUCAAGGUCCUCAAUGAGGACCAGGCAAAGGUCAUCUCUAACGUGAGGGAGAACUACAUCCAGGGCAGUGAAGAGCUUCAGCUGUCUGUCGAACACAUCAAGCAGAUCAUCUGCAUCCUACGAGACUUCAUCCAUUCCCCAGAGAGGCGCGUCAUGGCCGCCACCAUCUCCAAGCUCAAACUGGACCUGGACUUCGACUCCACCUCCAUCAAUCAGAUACAGUUGGUGCUCUUUGGCUUCCAGGACUCGGUGAACAAAGUCCUGAGGAACCAUCACAUCAAACCCCAUUGGAUGUUUGCGAUGGAUAACAUCAUCCGCCGAGCUGUGCAGGCUGCCAUCACCAUCCUCAUACCAGAGCUGCAGACCCACUUUGGCCCAGCGUCAGAGUGUGAGGGAGCAGAGAAGGAAGAUGAAGUGGAUGAAGAGGAGUUUGGUCCCGUCUUAGUGCCUCACACCGACGACCCCGGGACGACUGCUGAUCCCACCCACCUCGCCGCCAGCACGCUAAACUCUGGCCACUCACAGGAGCAUCAACGCUCGCAUCAUCAACUGGGUGCCCAGCUGGGGCGACUCAAACAGGAGACCAACAGGCUGCUGGAGGAGCUGCUGCAAAAGGAGAAGGAGUACCAGCAGGUCCUGAAGGCCACACUGCAGCAGAGAACACACGACUUGGAGCUGGUCAGAGUCAGACACAAACCACCAGAUAUUGCACCUCCCUCCAUCUUCCAAAUCCCAGCUGACCAAGAGCCAGACAAGCAGCUCACUGAUUGGCUGAGAGAGCAGGGGGCAGAUGCUGACACCAUAGAUAAGUUUGUGCUGGAGGAAUACGCACUGACCGACAUUCUCAAUGACGUUACCAAAGACGACCUCCACUGUCUACGCCUACGUGGUGGAGUCCUCUGCCGCAUCUGGCGAGCCAUCCAGCGGCACCGAGAGCGAGAGAGGCUGAAGGGCGAUGAACGCACGAAAGACGCGUGA
Messenger RNA from Epinephelus lanceolatus (giant grouper), 3990 nucleotides. It is a transcript of the gene map3k15, whose product is annotated as mitogen-activated protein kinase kinase kinase 15. Gene Ontology annotation, molecular function: ATP binding; MAP kinase kinase kinase activity. The record is from RefSeq and is a predicted model, not a curated record. Gene Ontology annotation, biological process: MAPK cascade; protein phosphorylation; cellular response to stress. Lineage: Eukaryota; Metazoa; Chordata; Actinopteri; Perciformes; Serranidae.